AUGGCCUCAGAGGCACACACCAAGUUGGACUUCGCCAUGCUGGACCGCGCCAGUUUGCGGCAACGGAUGGAAGAGGAGUUUGACAAUGUGAAGAAGACGCUGUAUCGUCAGCAGUCCACGUUCCAAGAGAUGGACCUGGCUGUUCAAGGUGUGAGCCGACAAGAUCAGAAACUCCGGGAUUUUCAUGAGAUCCUCGAAGUUGAGCGAAGCGCGCGCAAGGAGCUGGCUGGCAAAGUACAGCAGCAGCAGGAGCAGCUGGAAAAGUUCCGUGGCGUUGUCGAAGCCUGUGGUAGGGCCCUGUUGCAUGGUCAAAUGGGCCAGCUCUGUAGCAAGGAGCCAAUCUCUUUGUUGAAGGGCGACGCUGUUCAGCUCAACAAGGCGAUUCAGGAACAAAGGAAGAGGGAAGAGGAGAGAACGCGCUUGCGUAGGGCAGCCCGUUUGCGCAAGAAGGUGGUAGAGUAUUUGACAAGAUACGACUUUGAUCCUCAAGAUGUGAACGCCGGCGCUUGGUGUGCAACAUCGUGCUUUGGAUGGAAAUCCUACGUGCUUCCGUUACACAAGGCUGUGGAGGAGAAUCGCACAGACAUGAUUCUUGUGCUCUUAGAGUUUGGUGCCGAUCCCAUGUUGCGAGAUGGUAAAGGGCGCAACGCGUACUACCACGUCCGCUCCGAUGCGCAGCGUAUUCAAAUGCAGAUGCAACACCUGAAGAUACGCGAAGAAGGCAGCUUGAAACUGUCUGAGUGAAGGAGCACAAUUCCAAAAUGGGUGUGUCUGAAAAUGGCGG
Molecule: messenger RNA, 784 nt
Organism: Cladocopium goreaui
Lineage: Eukaryota; Dinophyceae; Suessiales; Symbiodiniaceae
Source: the annotation of a GenBank genome assembly